Cloeon dipterum is the source of this 1094-nucleotide messenger RNA. Its product is annotated as protein FAM8A1. The transcript has 6 exons. Bases 160 to 1014 code for a protein of 284 amino acids. The record is from RefSeq and is a predicted model, not a curated record. Lineage: Eukaryota; Metazoa; Arthropoda; Insecta; Ephemeroptera; Baetidae.
UCUCACUGUCACUUUAACUAUUUAGUCUCACGUCAGUCUCACUCUUGGGCACAUAAACAAAGGACGUAAACAAGAGGACAAAAAUAAUAAUAAUAAUUUAUUUUUAAUACCGUACAGUCAAAUUAUUAUCCUUGUUUUCCUUGCUAACGACGGCCAGCGAUGGAUGCGGACAAUCCAGCUGGCGACGAAGCCAAAGCCAAAAUGACUCGGGACGAGUAUUUUGCGGCACUAGAGAAGUGGUUGCAGGACGCAUACAUGUGGCAAUGCAUGAAUGCGUGGUUUCCUUACAUGCUGAUGAACCAGCAGCAGCAGAGGGUUGCCCCGUCUGCCCCCACAACAGCUGGAGCCGUGCCCUUCCCCUGGCCCACCGGCUUUCAAGGCCUGCUGAACGUCAACAACACACCGCAGGGCAACGUCACAAAUCAGCAGACCCUGCCUGGUAUUGAAUGCCAGAUCCCUCCUCUGUGGAAGAGGUUUGCUGCUGAAUUUCUGGACUUCUUGAUCUUGUUUUCCCUCAAAAUGGUUGUUACCCUGGUCGCUGUUGAUUUGUUUGAGUUGAUAGACAUAGAGCAGUACGACUUCAUGAGACUUCUGGACACUCAAAACAAAAUGGACUACAACACGGCGUUAAAAAUGACCACUGAAAUCCUAGUCCUCGAGACCAUACACAGGAUUGUGGUCUGUAUGUAUGAGGGCUUUUGGUUGGCACAAGGAGGCGUUGGUGUUGGCCGAAUUGGAGGAGCGACUCCGGGGAAAAACAUAAUGGGUCUCUGUGUGGUCAACUGCUCCUCUGUCACAACUGUUCCAGGCCGCACGACUGUUUUUGUCAACCCUGCUACAAGACUGAACCUGGGGAUAGCCGUCGCCCGUUCGAUAAUUAAGAACUUUGUUCUGGCAUUUUUCUUCCCCAUCUGCUUCACUUCCCUAGUAUUUCAACACAACCGGGCUAUCCAUGACACGCUGUGCAAAACCAUUGUUGUGGAGGAUCCAGCACCAAGACGCCGCAUCUUCUAAAAUCUUCUGUUGGUAAUUAAUUCCUAUCGCCUAUUAGUUCUUGUGAUAUCCUUAAGUUUAAAUAAAAUGAAUUAACUUGA